Molecule: messenger RNA, 1552 nt
Organism: Prosopis cineraria
Lineage: Eukaryota; Viridiplantae; Streptophyta; Magnoliopsida; Fabales; Fabaceae
Product: glucuronoxylan 4-O-methyltransferase 1-like
Exons: 1
Coding region: 209-1099 (296 amino acids)
Biological process (GO): xylan biosynthetic process
Source: RefSeq, a predicted model, not a curated record
AUGUCCAAGCAUCAGAAUUUCAUCAAUCACUCUCUUAUCUUCUUCAUCACCAAAACCUUUACCUUAUAACCUGAGCUCUCAGCCAAAUCAAUCCCAGAGCCAUAACCCAAAACUCAUACAUCCCCAUAGCCAUAUACUUGCUCCCUCAGUCUGGUGCAUUCAAGAUUAUUUCCCUGAGUUCUGAGAAUCUGUCACUAAGUAUUGAAGUAUGAGGCCUAAAUCCCAUCAAACCCUCAAUGUCAAGUUUCUGAUUCUAGGGUUUUUGGUAGCAUUUUUCUUCAUCUUAGUUUUAUGGCCAAAUUACUCUGCUUCCAACCAAGCUGUAUCUCCAAGUUCAUCAUCAAAAGCUUCGUCUCUAACCCUCAAAGAUUCAAAUGAUGAUGAUCAUGGCACAAAAGAAGAUUGUUCCCUUUCUUGCGCCAAGAUCCCUCCUUCUUUAGCCAAAGCUCUCAUCCACUACUCAACCUCAACCAUAACCCCACAACAAACAUCCAAAGAAAUCUCAGUGACAUCAAGAGUUCUAGAAAAGAAAUCACCCUGCAACUUCCUAGUCUUUGGCCUGGGCCAUGACAGCCUCAUGUGGAGCUCCCUCAACCAUGGUGGCAGGACAGUUUUCCUGGAGGAAGACGAGGCAUGGAUUGAACAAAUCCGGCGCCGGUUCCCCGGCCUAGAGUCCUACCAUGUGACUUAUGACAGCAAGGUGAAUGAAGCAGACAAUUUAAUGGAAGUAGGAAAAGGGCCAGAGUGUACAGCAGUGGGAGAUCCUAGGUACUCAAUGUGCCAACUAGCUUUAAAAGGAUUGCCCAGUGAGAUCUAUGAGAUAAAAUGGGAUUUGAUAAUGGUGGAUGCACCAACUGGGUAUUAUGAGGAAGCUCCUGGGAGGAUGACUGCUAUAUACACUGCAGGAAUGAUGGCAAGGAACAGAGAAAGUGGAGAAACUGAUGUGUUUGUGCAUGAUGUGAAUAGGGAAGUGGAAGAUAAGUUUUCUAGGGCAUUCUUGUGUGACAAGUAUAUGAAGAAACAAGAAGGCAGGUUAAGGCACUUCACAAUUCCUAGUCACAGGGAUGACUUGGAUAAGCCAUUUUGUCCUCAGGAUUAAAACUAGUUCAUUUUUUCUCUUUUCAAACUCUCAUGUCUUUGGAAUAAUAUUCAUGCUUUCUUUUAGCAACUAAAACACAUUCAUAAUCUUUGGCCAAAAAAAUUUAAGAGCAGGAUCUCUCCCGCUCAGUCCCUCCUGUUCUCCCUCCUGCCCCACAGACGGCCCCACCAUGUGAGGGCCGGAGGGAGAGCAGGAGAGAGGGCGCAAGAUCUAGUGAACCUGGGUCUUCUACAUAUACUUUAUAUUCAUUCAUCACAGACAAACAUAAAAAGGACCUCUUGAUGAUUCCUUUGAUUUUGCAAGUUUUGUUGGGCAUUCAUGCAUUAAUCUGCCUAGAUGGCUACUGAACUAUGUAUAUAUAUACGUAUGCAUGCAUGCAUGCAUAUGCAUGUGGUGUUAUUUGAAAUUGGAGUAGCAAUCAUUAUUUUUUUUCAUUAUCUUUCCGAAUUACUA